Molecule: messenger RNA, 2838 nt
Organism: Pezoporus flaviventris
Lineage: Eukaryota; Metazoa; Chordata; Aves; Psittaciformes; Psittacidae
Product: ubiquitin carboxyl-terminal hydrolase 42-like
Exons: 5
Coding region: 142-2838 (898 amino acids)
Source: RefSeq, a predicted model, not a curated record
GCGUUUUAAUUGUAGAUACCUGUAGCUGAGUCGCCGAUUCCUCAAGAAAUAAUCUUAGAAUCCCUGGCCUACAGCCACCUGAACAGGUUGUCAGAGAAAACAAGUGUCCCUGCACCUCAGAAGUCUGAGGGUGAUCAUCUUAUGGAAACCGUAGUGACGGAAACAGUGUUUGUCUAUGAACAAUCCAGGAUGCCUCUUUCCGACCUUGGCUGUGAGAUUGAAAGUACUUUUACUGUAUCAGACUCUGAAACCACUGAAACCAUUGCUACCGAAGACGUUGCUGAAAGUGUUAUAACAAAUGCUGAUAAUGUACAUCCCAGUAUCAACGGUCAGCACAAGGUCAGGAAAAAAUCCUUGGAUACUGAAGAUGAAUACCUUGGGCAUUGUGAGUCUGAAGAAAGUAGAGACAAAGACAAACCAGGAAGACCAAACGAACCUGUACUCUUUGCAAAAGGAGAUCCUUCGUAUAUGAAAGGGUCUCCCGAGAGUGAAGAGAAAUUAUGGCAAACUUCCUCUGUGAAGUCUGACAUUGAAUGUAGUCCUAAAAAACUUGCAUGUCUAGGUGUUACAGAUAAAUGCCAAGAUACAAAGGACAUUUCUAAUAACUACGUAGAGGUACCACCUGUUAAUGACUCUUCUAUUACAAAGCUGGAUAAAGUUCUGGAGAGUCAAUUCUCCAGACAAAAUGAGGGGGUGAAUAAUAAAAAAUGCGAAGAGGAUAAUAGGCAAAAAUACGAGGAGAAGAUACAUGACUCCAAAAAAACUGACAAAGAGCACUACCGAAAGAAGAGACAAUACUCUGACAGUAAAGACCAGAAGCAAAGCAGGAGCAAAGCGGAUGAUCGUUCCUACAAAAGGAGGCGCUCUCGCAGCAUGGAAACAAAUAAGCAAUAUCAUCAUAAGCAGGAUUAUUGCAAUAAAGGCAAGUACAGACCUUCCUAUAAUGAAAGAAACAGUCCAAAUAAUGGCAAAAGCUCAGGAAAAUACUCUCGUUAUAAAUCCCGCAGCAGAGAAAGAACGGAACAAGACAGGAAUAGGUAUUACCAUUCCAAAGGAGAGAGGACUUGGAACAGGGAAAGAUACUACCAAGAUGAAUUACGGAGAUGGGAAAAAUGCAGAUAUUACAAGGAUUAUUACUCUGUUCAUGGAACAGGAGAUGGUAGAGAGAGGAAGUCGUCUCAUUUUGAUAAAGCCUUUGACAAAUUGAGUCAAUUCUACAAAUCACAUAGGGAUUAUCACUGCAAGAGCAGAUGGGCUCACAACACUCACUCCAGAGAGGAAGGAGCCCAUCACUUGAGUAGCCACAGAGAGAACUUCCGUCAUUGUUCACUACCUCUGCAGCAGUCUGAAAAACACUCUCGGGAAGGGCACGCACCUCCACCUGCCUCAGCUCAUGCACAAUUUGACAACUCUUUCUGGGAAAAUGAGAAACUGAGGCUUGGCAAGAAGAAAUAUGGCGACGCAGAAGGAAGCGAAGCUGAAGUGGAAAAGAAACGCCGCAAGAUUGAUGACCAAAGAAUGAAAAAAGAUAAGAAGGUCAAGAAGAAAAAGAAGUCCAAAGAUAAAUAUCGAGAGAAGGAUUACAAACUUCAGGAUUUGGAUGGCCUUGUGUUCCGCAUUGACAAUGACAAUCGCAAACGGAAGAAAAAGAAGAAAAAGAAGAAACAUAUCAGGAAACUGAAAGACUUCUCAGAAUAUUUAGAUUCUCGUCUCGAGAAGACGACGCAGGAGAAGAAGAGAGUGCCCAUUUUUUCAGGCAACUAUUUAUGUGAGCAAUACAGAGGCCAGGGCAGUGAAAAAACAUACAAGGACAGGAAGCCUUCUGGGGCAGGUGACAACAAGAAAUACGGCUUCAUCCCAUCCAGUAAGUAUGUGAACGGUGAACUUUUUCAAAUGAAAAAUGUGGUUUUUGUUUUGUGCAGUGUCCCUGCACCUCAGAGGUCUGAGGGUGAUCGUCUGAUGGAAACCGUAGUGACGGAAAAUAAUAACUAUGCAGAAGUACCGCCUGUUAAUGACUCUUCUCUUACAAAGCUGGAUAAAGUUCUGGAGAGUCAAUUCUCUAGACAAAAUGAGGGGUUGAAUAAUAAAAAAUGCGAAGAGGAUAACGGGCAAAAAUACGAGGAGAAGAUACACGACUCCAAGAAAACUGACAAAGAGCACUGCCGAAAGAAGAGACAAUACUCUGACAUUGACGAGGAGAAGCAAAGCAGGAGCAAAGUGGAUGAUUGUUCCUGCAAAAGGAGGUGCUCUCACAGAAUGGAAACAAAUAAGCAAUAUCAUCCUAAGCAGGACUACUGCAAUGAAGAUCCUGAAGCAGAGAAAGAACGGAACAAGACAGGAAUCAGUAUUAUCAUUCCAAAGGAGAGAGAACCUGGAGCAUGGAGAUGGGAAAAAUGCAGAUAUUACAAGCCUUAUGACUCUGUCCAUAGAAAAGGAGAUGGUAGAGAGAGGAAGUCCUCUCAUUUUGAUAAAGCCUUUGACAAAUUGAGUCAAUUCUACAAAUCACAUAGGCAUUAUCACUGCAAGAGCAGAUGGGCUCACAACACUCACUGCAGAGAGGAAGGAUGGCAUCACUUGAGCAGCCACAGCGGAAACUUCCGUCAUUGUUCACUACCUCUGCAGCAGUCUGAAAAACACUCUCGGGAAGGGCACGCACCUCCACCUGCCUCAGCUCAUGCACAAUUUGACAACUCUUUCUGGGAAAAUGAGAAACUGAGGCUUGGCAAGAGGAAAUAUGGCAAUGCAGAAGGAAGAGAAGGUGAAGUGGAAAAGAAAUGCCGCAAGAUAGAUGAUAAAUACCAAGUGAAGGAUUACAAGCAAGCAGGGAUUCCAGCAUAA